AUGGAUGACCAGCAACCGGGGAUAUUUACGUCUUUCCGAUCUCCAGUACAAGCAAGGAUGAAGCACAUUUCUGUGUUUGACUGCAUUUCCUUGACCGUGUAUUCCUUCACCUUCCUCCUGGGUCUCCCCGCUAACCUUCUGGUCUUUUUCGUGUAUGUGCGUAAAGCUCAGAAACAUGGUGCUACUCCUAACGUGGUCUAUACUAUCAACCUGUGCUUAUCCAAUCUGGUCCUGGUUGCCUGGAUGCCUGUUAAAUCUGCCUACACGGUUCUUGAUGUAUGGAUCCUACCAGAGUUGCUGUGUCCGAUUUACAACUUCUUUGUCGUGGCCUCGCUUUAUGGCAGCGGGCUCCUGCUGACAGCUGUGGCAGUUGGACGUUAUCUGAGUAUCGCUUUUCCGAUCAGCUAUAAACUUUAUCGGCGUGCUCGUACGUCCUGCAUGAUCAGCGCUCUGCUGUGGGCUAUAGUGCUUUUGCAUCUCAGUUUAGCUUUGGUAGCAGAGAAAGGGGCCUAUUUCGUGUCUCCGUUUAUGCCCAACACUUCAAAAUGCUAUGAGAACUUUACGCAGGAGCAGCUGGACGUGCUUUUGCCUCUGCGCCUAGAGAUGGCAGUAAUGCUGUUCGCCGUGCCGCUCCUGCUCUCCAUCUUCUGCACGCUGCGCUGUCUAGCACUGGUCAAACGCUCCUGUCUUUCGGCUGGCAGCAAACGCCGCAUCCUGGCCAUGGAACUGUCGGCGCUCUUGGUCUUCGUGGUAUGCUACACACCAUACAACAUAUCUCACGUGGUCGGUUUCAUCACGCACAGCAACGUGACCUGGAGGCGUGAGGCCAUUGUCUCCAGCUGCUGCAACGUCUUCCUUGAGCCUGUGGUCAUGCUGAUGCUGUCGCCCUCGAGGCCCAAGGACCUGGUCUACAGAAUGUGCUCGAAGCGGACCCCUAAACAAUACCAGGUGAAGGAAACUCUGGCAACCAAGCAAAGAGGGACGACGUCAGUCAAAGGACAGUUAGGUUCUGAAACUGUCAAAUCAGCUUAA
Molecule: messenger RNA, 1032 nt
Organism: Hemibagrus wyckioides
Lineage: Eukaryota; Metazoa; Chordata; Actinopteri; Siluriformes; Bagridae
Product: free fatty acid receptor 2
Biological process (GO): positive regulation of cytosolic calcium ion concentration; G protein-coupled receptor signaling pathway; positive regulation of calcium ion transport
Cellular component (GO): plasma membrane
Molecular function (GO): bioactive lipid receptor activity
Source: RefSeq, a predicted model, not a curated record